Messenger RNA from Symphalangus syndactylus (siamang), 2762 nucleotides. RefSeq names its product cellular communication network factor 2 (gene CCN2). Gene Ontology annotation, cellular component: extracellular matrix; extracellular region. The record is from RefSeq and is a predicted model, not a curated record. NCBI's taxonomy places the organism in Eukaryota, Metazoa, Chordata, Mammalia, Primates, Hylobatidae. Gene Ontology annotation, biological process: cell adhesion; signal transduction; positive regulation of cell differentiation. Gene Ontology annotation, molecular function: integrin binding; heparin binding.
AAUUUUUUAUGAAUUCCUGCUGUUUGCCUCUUCAGCUACCUACUUCCUAAAAAGGAUGUAUGUCAGUGGAUAGAACAGGGCAAACUUAUUCGAAAAAGAAAUAAGAAAUAAUUGCCAGUGUGUUUUUAAAUGAUAUGAAUCAGUAGUGGGGCAAAGAGGAUAGGGAAAAAAAAUUCUAUUUGGUGCUGGAAAUACUGCGCUUUUUUUUUUCCUUUUUUUUUUUUUUUCUGUGAGCUGGAGUGUGCCAGCUUUUUCAGACGGAGGAAUGCUGAGUGUCAAGGGGUCAGGAUCAAUCCGGUGUGAGUUGAUGAGGCAGGAAGGUGGGGAGGAAUGCGAGGAAUGUCCCUGUUUGUGUAGGACUCCAUUCAGCUCAUUGGCGAGCCGCGGCCGCCUGGAGCGUAUAAAAGCCUCGGGCCGCCCGCCCCAGCCUCACACAACAACUCUUCCCCGCUGAGAGGAGGCAGCCAGUGCGACUCCACCCUCCAGCUCGACGGCAGCCGCCCCGGCCGACAGCCCCGAGACGACAGCCCGGCGCGUCCCGGUCCCCACCUCCGACCACCGCCAGCGCUCCAGGCCCCGCCGCUUCCCGCUCGCCGCCACCGCGCCCUCCGCUCCGCCCGCAGUGCCAACCAUGACCGCCGCCAACGUGGGCCCCGUCCGCGUCGCCUUCGUGCUCCUCCUCGCCCUCUACAGCCGGCCGGCCGUCGGCCAGAACUGCAGCGGACCGUGCCGGUGCCCGACCGAGCCGGCGCCGCGCUGCCCGGCGGGCGUGAGCCUCGUGCUGGACGGCUGCGGCUGCUGCCGCGUCUGCGCCAAGCAGCUGGGCGAGCUGUGCACCGAGCGCGACCCCUGCGACCCGCACAAGGGCCUCUUCUGUGACUUCGGCUCCCCCGCCAACCGAAAGAUCGGCGUGUGCACCGCCAAAGAUGGUGCUCCCUGCAUCUUCGGUGGUACGGUGUACCGCAGCGGAGAGUCCUUCCAGAGCAGCUGCAAGUACCAGUGCACGUGCCUGGACGGGGCGGUGGGCUGCAUGCCCCUGUGCAGCAUGGACGUUCGUCUGCCCAGCCCUGACUGCCCCUUCCCGAGGAGGGUCAAGCUGCCCGGGAAAUGCUGCGAGGAGUGGGUGUGUGACGAGCCCAAGGACCAAACCGUGGUUGGGCCUGCCCUCGCGGCUUACCGACUGGAAGACACGUUUGGCCCAGACCCAACUAUGAUUAGAGCCAACUGCCUGGUCCAGACCACAGAGUGGAGCGCCUGUUCCAAGACCUGUGGGAUGGGCAUCUCCACCCGGGUUACCAAUGACAACGCCUCCUGCAGGCUAGAGAAGCAGAGCCGCCUGUGCAUGGUCAGGCCUUGCGAAGCUGACCUGGAAGAGAACAUUAAGAAGGGCAAAAAGUGCAUCCGUACCCCCAAAAUCUCCAAGCCUAUCAAGUUUGAGCUUUCUGGCUGCACCAGCAUGAAGACAUACCGCGCUAAAUUCUGUGGAGUAUGUACCGAUGGCCGAUGCUGCACCCCCCACAGAACGACCACCCUGCCGGUGGAGUUCAAGUGCCCUGACGGCGAGAUCAUGAAGAAGAACAUGAUGUUCAUCAAGACCUGUGCCUGCCAUUACAACUGUCCCGGAGACAAUGACAUCUUUGAGUCUCUGUACUACAGGAAGAUGUACGGAGACAUGGCAUGAAGCCAGAGAGUGAGAGACAUUAACUCAUUAGACUGGAACUUGAACUGAUUCACAUCUCAUUUUUACUUAAAAAUGAUUUCAGUAGCACAAGUUAUUUAAAUCUGUUUUUCUAACUGGGGGAAAAGAUUCCUACCCAAUUCAAAACAUUGUGCCAUGUCAAACAAAUAGCCUAUCAACCCCAGACACUGGUUUGAAGAAUGUUAAGACUUGACAGUGGAACUGCAUUAGUACACAGCACCAGAAUGUAUAUUAAGGUGUGGCUUUAGGGGCAGUGGGAGGGUACCAGCAGAAAGGUUAGUAUCAUCAGAUAGCAUCUUAUAAGAGUAAUAUGCCUGCUAUUUGAAGUGUAAUUGAGAAGGAAAAUUUUAGCGUGCUCACUGACCUGCCUGUAGCCCCAGUGACAGCUAGGAUGUGCAUUCUCCAGCCAUCAAGAGACUGAGUCAAGUUGUUCCUUAAGUCAGAACAGCAGACUCAGCUCUGACAUUCUGAUUCAAAUGACACUGUUCAGGAAUCGGAAUCCUGUCGAUUAGACUGGACAGCUUGUGGCAAGUGAAUUUGCCUGUAACAAGCCAGAUUUUUAAAAAUUUAUAUUGUAAAUAUUGUGUGUGUGUGUAUAUAUAUACAUAUGUACAGUUAUCUAAGUUAAUUUAAAGUUGUUUGUGCCUUUUUAUUUUUGUUUUUAAUGCUUUGAUAUUUCAAUGUUAGCCUCAAUUUCUGAACACCAUAGGUAGAAUGUAAAGCUUGUCUGAUCAUCCAAAGCGUGAAAUGGAUACUUAUAUGGAAAUUCUGCUCAGAUAGAAUGACAGUCCAUCAAAACAGAUUGUUUGCAAAGGUGAGGUAUCAGUGGUCCUUGCCAGGCUGAUUUCUAGGUAGGAAAUGUGGUAGCCUCACUUUUAAUGAACAAAUGGCCUUUAUUAAAAACUGAGUGACUCUAUAUAGCUGAUCAGUUUUUUCACCUGGAAGCAUUUGUUUCUACUUUGAUAUGACUGUUUUUCUGACAGUUUAUUUUUUGAGAGUGUGACCAAAAGUUACAUGUUUGCACCUUUCUAGUUGAAAAUAAAGUGUAUAUUUUUUCUAUAAA